UUAGCAAGGAGAAGAAAAGGUGAAAUACGAAACGAUCGUGAGCCACACGAUUUUAUAAAACCGCGAUAAAACGAAUACGAAGACAUGAAGAUAGUUCUCGAGUCAGAAGGCCCAAGGCGGGAUAGACCAGACGGCUUACCAAGCAACUGUAAACUUGCUCCAAGUAUUAUUUACACUAUUCAGUGGAGAUCCUCGAAAGUGAAGGGAGUUUUGGAACAAUUUCGAAGCAGCAGCGUUGCAAAAAAUUUGUAUUAUCGGGAGAAAUUUGACAACACAUCGACGAUCAAGAAUUCGCUAUACAACGAAUUCCAAAAUAUCAGAAGAAAUGACCGGGAUUGGAUAGUGGCAAUCAGUGGGAUUGAACGAAUCCUCGGACAAUAG
Loa loa (African eye worm) is the source of this 381-nucleotide messenger RNA. RefSeq lists its product as hypothetical. The coding region runs from base 85 to 381 and encodes 98 amino acids. The record is from RefSeq and is a predicted model, not a curated record. NCBI's taxonomy places the organism in Eukaryota, Metazoa, Nematoda, Chromadorea, Rhabditida, Onchocercidae. The transcript is spliced from 2 exons.